AUGACUGAUAGUGCCAAUAAGGAAGCUCCUUCAGAGCACAUCAACAUCAAAGUGCAAGGGCAAGAAGGGUCAAUUAUUCACUUCAAGAUACGGAAAAGCACACCUUUCAAGAAAUUAAUUACUGCUUAUUGCGAUCGGCUGGGCGUUAAUCAGUCUGCUGUGCGGUUUUUUUUCGAUGGAAAUAGCGUUCAUGAGACUGAUACUCCUGGCUCGUUGGAAAUGGAAGAAAAUGAUACCGUUGAAGUUUUCCAGGCACAAACUGGUGGAUUGUAA
Messenger RNA from Schistosoma mattheei, 273 nucleotides. The record is from the annotation of a GenBank genome assembly. Lineage: Eukaryota; Metazoa; Platyhelminthes; Trematoda; Strigeidida; Schistosomatidae.